GAGAUAUUAAACAUGUGAUGCUGGGGAAUCCCCCACCAGUUCAAAAUAGAAAAACUGCAAAACAUCUUUCUACUGCAAGUGCAUCACCCCACUCCAGCUGAAUUUCACCGAGCAAACUGGCAACACUGCAGGUUAGUGAUCAAAAGAAGGAUGCAACAAGAAACAUUGUGACUCCCUUUGCAGCAAAGAAAAUACAAUGAGCAAUAAGAUAAACGGACAUGAAGGCAAACAUAUAAAGAAGAGGCAAAGCUGUACGUUUGAGAAACUGGGGUGUAGGUUUAAGGGUGCGAGAUCAAAGGCUCACAAGCAUGAGGCUACGUCUAUCACACUCCACACGAAUCUGCUCCUGGAAGAAGUCCUCAGACUUGAAAAAACAGAGGAGGCGCGUAGCGAGGUCUUGGAGAAACUGAAUCGAUUAGCCGAGAGAGCUGAGAAACAUCUGGACAUGCAAGAGGAGGCAUCCUGUCCUGAUCUGAACGAGAAGCUGCAGGAGCUGUGUCACACCGUGCAGCUGCUACAGAUUCGAGUGCCCGGUCUCGAGAGCAAAACGGGAGAGCUCCAGAACAAGGUAGCCGUCACGUCUACGGCCAUGGAGAAAUGUGACGCACUGGCGAAGAUCAUGGAAAGAGAGUUGGAAUCUAAUAAACGGACAAUAAAUGCUCUGCAAGACAAGGUAAGACAACUUGAGCAAAACAUAAGCCUUUGCUUUCCAAUGAACGAUCUGCCAGUUGAAGUGGCACAAAACGGGAUCUUCAUUUGGAGUAUUGCACAGUUCCGCAGCCUGAGACAGGAAGCCAUCAGUGGUUUGAGACCCUAUUUGGAGUCGGAAGCAUUUUACACAAGCCAGUAUGGGUACAAAAUGAAGCUACGAAUCUAUUUGAAUGGCAACGAGCAAGCAAAGGGAACUCACAUUUCGCUGUACUUCACACUGCAGGCUGGGGACUUUGAUUCCCUGCUGAAAUGGCCCUUUGCAGAAACGGUGAGGCUCUCAAUCUUGAGUCAGACUAACAGAGAGGACUCGGCUGUGCACUGCCUUUCUCCAAGCGGGCUUCUGCAAUCCUUGCAGAAGCCGAGGGCGAAUGGAAACAUACCUUACGGAGUCCCAAUGUUCGUGUCCCUCACAGAGUUCUAUAGCAGGCUUGGGGAGUUUGUGAAUGAUGACACACUGUUUGUAAAGACAGAGGUCGAGCACAGAAAAGUGUAGGAAAAAAAAAGGUGCGUUAAAAGCAUUGUAUAAACAUGUCUGGUAAGCUGAAGAAAAUACUGCCUAUAUAAAAAAAUAGUACUUGUAUUCUAAAGCAGUAGUCAAUACAAUAGUAUAGUAUGGUGCAUAUUUACCAUAGUAUUCCAUAGUACUGCCGUGAAUUUGACCCAGUGGAUUCUUAAAGCUUUUACUGUACACUGCAGAGUGUUUUUCACUAAGUAUAGAUUCACCCAUUAUAGAUACCAAACCAGAACUGUGAUUGCGCUGAUGAUGAUUUGGGAGUAAAAAGCUUUGAUGGUCUACUAGCCCAGUGUGUUCAAUGUGAAACACAGAACAAUGAUCAGAAGCUAUUUGUUUGUAAUGUGUUUUCUUUAACAUAAUAAGUGAAGUCACAUUAUUUGUGUAAUCAGCAACACGUAAACUUGUAUUAAAUACAACAAGUAUACAGUAUACGUAAGGGACCAAUGGUUUGUUUGUCAGCUGAUAAUUUCUCCUCUGACUUCCUUACCGAUAUAAAAUAGGCAAGCAUUUGAGCUCAUGCCUACAUGACCCACAGGGUAUAUUCACUUGAUCUAAACACAGCUGUCAUUUAAAUCAUUAUUAUAAAUCUUGUACAGUAUGAAAAAUCAACCAAUUACUCUUAAAGGUUUGUCAAAUUUCCAGUAUAUCUAAUCCUGCGUACAGAUGUCAUCCCUGCAUUUCAUGUAGUGCACGAUUCUAAAGUCUUUUUUUUUUAAGUUUGUUAAAUGCUUACAGAUGCUUUAUUACAUUUUACUAUCCUUUUACUAUGGGAAGCAUUUAGAAGGGAGACGACAUCUCUUAAACAACUAGAGACACCCUAUCCACAAUGGAUUAACUUAUCAAACAAAAGAGAC
Molecule: messenger RNA, 2079 nt
Organism: Acipenser ruthenus (sterlet)
Lineage: Eukaryota; Metazoa; Chordata; Actinopteri; Acipenseriformes; Acipenseridae
Product: TNF receptor-associated factor 2-like
Exons: 7
Coding region: 197-1204 (335 amino acids)
Biological process (GO): regulation of apoptotic process; protein K63-linked ubiquitination; positive regulation of JNK cascade
Cellular component (GO): plasma membrane signaling receptor complex; cytoplasmic side of plasma membrane
Molecular function (GO): ubiquitin protein ligase binding; tumor necrosis factor receptor binding; zinc ion binding
Source: RefSeq, a predicted model, not a curated record